Molecule: messenger RNA, 2805 nt
Organism: Kockovaella imperatae
Lineage: Eukaryota; Fungi; Basidiomycota; Tremellomycetes; Tremellales; Cuniculitremaceae
Product: Thiamin diphosphate-binding protein
Exons: 16
Coding region: 1-2805 (934 amino acids)
Biological process (GO): tricarboxylic acid cycle
Molecular function (GO): thiamine pyrophosphate binding; oxoglutarate dehydrogenase (succinyl-transferring) activity
Source: RefSeq, a predicted model, not a curated record
AUGGCUGGGAUAGGUCGACGGAAAUACCAUGACGAAGCUACGUUUGGGUACCGUGUGCCUGCCAAAUACACCUUGCCAGAUUAUACGCAGGAAGAGCUGGAUAAUAGGAACGCCAACGCACCUCUGCUGCGAUACGUCGAGAUGUUUCGCAAGCAUGGUCAUAGAGCAGCGAGGGUCGAUCCGCUAGAUCUGAUGAACAGGGAUGAAGUGGCUGCGCUCUCCUCCUCCCGAUACGGACUUGAUUCCUCCACUUCGUACCCUCUCCAAGGCAUCCUUCAUGUUCCUUCAUCUUCUUCCAAGCCUCAGUCACCUAAAGAAGCUUCGACCGCCGGACCUCCACGUACAGAAUCAGGAGAAGGGACAGACGUAUCUUGGAAUCUAGAGAAAAUCACUGAACACCUCAUGCGCACUUAUGUCGAUCGUAUAGGAUACGAGUAUAUUCACUGUCCCGACAAGGAUGAGAGGCUGUGGUUCUCGCAUCAUAUAGAGACAAAUUCAUCCUCUUUCCCUUCACCUCUACGAGCUGAGCAGAAGAAGCGUAUCUGGGAGCUUCUGUCGAGGAGUGAACAACUCGAUAGGUUCUUGGGCAAAAAGUUCCCCAAUCUGAAGCGAUACGGAUGCGAAGGCGCAGAAAGUAUGCUUCCGGCUCUUGGCACGUUGUUCGAGCUGAGUGCGAAGUCCGACAUAUCUUCCGUCAUCGUUUCCUUGCCUCAUCGUGGUCGACUCUCGAUGCUGUGUGACCCUGACCUUCUAAGCUACUCCCCAACUGCGUUGUUCUCCAAGAUCAAGGGCAGACCCGAGUUUGACCCGUCAACAGCGCCAGGUGCCACGGGCGAUGUCAUCAGUCAUUUGUCUGCGGUCAAAGAGCUGAAAUUCGGAAACAGGAAGGUCGAGGUUGAGGUUCUGCAGAAUCCAAGUCAUCUUGAGGCGGUUAAUCCUGUCGCACUCGGUGUCACUCGAGCGAAACAAAUGUCCCUCAUCAAGACCUCGCCGGCCGACUGUCAACUUGGCGAUCGAGUCUUGUGCGUACAGCUUCAUGGAGACGCCGCCUUCGCAGGUCAAGGCGUCGUUGCCGAAUCCCUCGGACUUUCCGGGCUCCCUCAUUUCGGCAGUGGUGGAACAGUUCACAUUAUCGUCAACAACAACAUUGGAUACACUACCCCAGCAUCAUUCGCUCGAAGCAGUAUCUACUCCUCUGAUAUUGGCAAGAUGAUUGGAUGCCCUAUCCUUCACGUUAAUGGCGAUUACCCCGAGGCUGUCGUUCGUGCCGUCGACGUAGCCUUCCGAUACCGUCAAAUGUUCCGUAAGGAUAUCAUCAUCGACUUGAUCUGUUAUCGACGAUGGGGACACAACGAACUCGAUGAACCGGCUUACACUCAACCUAAAAUGUACGAAAAGAUUCGAUCGAGAUCCUCUGUUCCUGAAUUAUACGAGCAAUCACUCAUCAAGGACGGGACAUUAUCCGAGUCCGACGUGGCGAGCGCGAGGAAACAAUAUGAAAGUGUUCUAGAAGAUGGAUUGGCUAAAGUCGAUGACUUCAAGCCGGAAUCGGACAUGCUCAAGGGCAAAUGGAGCAAGAUGGUUUGGCCGGCCAGCAAAGAUGCACAGCACGAACCGGAGACAGGUGUCGAGAUUAACGAGCUGAAAGCCGUGGCGGAGGCUAGUGUCAAAGUUCCUGAUUCAUUUACUGUCCACUCACGUCUGAAACGUCACAUUUCAGCUCGUCUGAAAUCCCUCGAUGCCAAAGUCGACUUCGCCACUGCUGAAGCCAUGGCGUUCGGCACGCUCAUGCAGGCUGGAUAUGAUAUCCGGAUCUGUGGACAGGACGUCGGUCGAGGCACAUUCUCGCAGAGACAUGCGAUGCUGGUGGAUCAAAACGAUGAGAGCUGCAUCAUCCCGUUGAAUGAGGCUAUUGAUUCGAGCAAGGGCAGGCUGGAGCUGGCUAACAGUUCACUCUCGGAGAUGGCUGUGCUUGGAUUCGAGGUCGGUAUGAGCUGGGCUAGACCGACGUUGUUGCCAAUCUGGGAAGCUCAAUUUGGCGACUUUAUGAACGGAGCUCAGAGCAUGAUUGACACUUUCGUCAUUGGUGCUCAAGCCAAAUGGCUCAAGCAGAGCGCACUCAUCAUGCAAUUGCCUCACGGGUUUGACGGUGCUGGACCGGAGCAUUCAUCCAGUAGAAUCGAGCGGUUCCUACAGGUGAGCAAUCAUUUUCCCCUAAGCCAAUGUCUUGUCAACGUAUCCAUCGUCAACCCGUCCACACCUGCUCAGCUGUUCCACUUGUUACGCCGACAAAUGUUGAGAAAUUACAGGAAACCAUUGAUCAUCGCAUCGCCAAAGGGUCUAUUGAGGUCCCCGGUAGCUGCAUCCCCCUUGAGCGAUAUGGGUCCUUCGACCUCAUUCCAAUUUGUCCUUGACUCGUCCACGAACUCGAAGGACGCAAAGACACUCGUGUUGUGCUCUGGAAAGCACUACUACACUCUUUCCGAAGCGCUCGGAACAGGCGCUGAAUCCAUCGCUUUGGUCCGAGUCGAGGAGCUUUCUCCGUUCCCCCGUCAAGCCAUCAAGAGCAUUCUUGACAAGUACACCCAGGCCAAGAAGAUUGUUUGGGCACAAGAAGAACCGGAGAACCAAGGUCCUUGGCCGUUCGUCAGAUCGAGAUUGGAAGAUGUCCUGAGGGAUUCUGGGCGGGACUCGCGAGUCGAGUACGUCGGAAGAAAGUCUUGUCCUACCGUUGCCGUAGCCGUUGGAGAAUGGCACAAGCGAGAAGCGCAAGAGAUUGUUCAGGGUGUUUUGGAUCUUGCAUAG